Messenger RNA from Carcharodon carcharias (great white shark), 2159 nucleotides. Its product is annotated as bcl-2-modifying factor-like. Gene Ontology annotation, cellular component: myosin complex. NCBI's taxonomy places the organism in Eukaryota, Metazoa, Chordata, Chondrichthyes, Lamniformes, Lamnidae. The transcript is spliced from 4 exons. The record is from RefSeq and is a predicted model, not a curated record. Gene Ontology annotation, biological process: negative regulation of autophagy; positive regulation of apoptotic process; apoptotic process. The coding region runs from base 178 to 792 and encodes 204 amino acids.
CGAGACAGGCGGUAAACAGUAGGACGGCGCGCAAAUCGCGAUGAUUAAUCAGAGUACUGUAAGGAGUGUGCACAAAUCGACAUAAAACGGCUCAGUUAUCUCCGGGAACCUUCCUCCACAUCCCUUCCCAAGAUAACGCAACCCGAAAAGCAAACUCGAAAGCCGGUGUUGGAUGACAUGGAUCUGUCUGAGGCGGAGGAGCUCGAUAGCGAUGAUGAAGUGUUUGACCAGGACUUGACGGCCCCUGACAGUGGCUACAGUGACACCAGUGGGACCUACGCGGCUGGUGCCUCUCCCACCUGGAACUCAGCCCGCCAGCGGUUGUUCUCUCCAACACAGUCAGUGCACUUCCAUGGAGCAGGGUGUGGCCGGGAGGAACAGUGUGACAGAGGGACUCAAACCUCCAGCUGCACCCCCCCGCCUAUCCACCCACAACCAGCCAAUCCCAUGUUACCAAGUGGAGUUGGAAGUGAGCCCCAAAGACUAUUCUAUGGAAAUGCAGGGUAUCGCCUGCAUUUUACCGAGGUUUUUGAAGUGCCGCGGGCCAGCACAGCUUCCCAUCAUGGUCGAACGGAUGGGCGGCCAAUGGAUUUGCAGCCAGAGGAGAGAGUGGAGAUUCGGAUUGGGCAGAAACUGCAGCAGAUUGGGGAUCAGUUUCACAGCUCCUACAUGGAGAGGCGUAACAGGAAUGAAAACCACAUAGACCAGCCCUUCUGGUGGCGGCUUCUCCUCCUCCUAUUUACCUUGAUCUUUGACCCUGAAGAGAAUGUGGAGGCAGCAGGGCAAAGGUGAGGCCCAACCUCCCCAUUCAGCCCUCCACUGUGCAACCAAAGGAGUACUGCGAAUGGCACUAAACGAGGGCACAAAACCACGGGUUGGAAGACACACACCGCUGGUCGGAUGGUGUUACCUUUUUCUUAAAAGCGGAAAUGGAGCUUUGCUUCCUAUAGACCUCCAGUAGAAACUUGCUGUCCACCUUCAUGUGCUCCCCACCUGCCACCAAUGCCUCAUUUCCCAAAGGCUGGACUCCUGAUAAGCCCCUCAACUCUGCAAAGAAUGUGUUCUAUUUCUUUCCUUCUGCUCCUUCCAGAACUCAACAAAAAAUAAUAGUGAACAAAAAAAAACACACACAGAAGCACAGCGGCGGCAAGAAGAAGAAAGAGAAACAAAACGGAGACAUCUUACCAUUCAUCAAAUCAUCAAAGCCGCACCAAAGAGUCUUUAGUACUGAACCAAAGCAAAUGUCACUGGAUUCUCAACAUUGGUUAUGUGCAAUCCCAUAGAGGUUUACCAUAUGUUUGAUAUAUCCUUCAUUCUCCCUUAACUAAGUGACCUCUCCGAGAACUAGAUUAUGUCUCCUGGAAGAGCUAAGAUUGAGGUGCCUUGAAAUUUUUGUGCCCAACUCGUGCACAAAGUCCACUGUCGGGCUCCUACUGUCUUGCUGAAAGCUUUGUUUGUCAGUGGUUUAUUUAAGAUACUAUGUUGUGACCACUUUUGGGUUUAGAACUUUGUUGAGUGAGUAUUGGCAUUCGGGCCGAGAGCAUCGUCUCUCCAGCAGGCCGGUUUUUCCUAGACUGACUGCAUGAGCCCAAACAGAGGCUUAGGUUCCAUUUAUGACCAAUUGCCUUUCCACUUCACUUUAGAAGUCAGUUAUUGUUUUGGAAAAAAAAUGAAAAAUAUUGCAGAAUAAUGACCGUUUUUCUGAUUUGUGCUUUAGUUAUGUGAGGAACUUGCAUGUUAUGUGGGGUGGACAGAGGAGAGAGAACAAGAACCAGAGAGUGAAAAUGCGCUUGGAAGUGGCUGAGACACCAUUCGGCCUAUAGUGCACAUGCAUGCCCUUUGGAAGAGCUAUCCAAUUAGCCCGGCUCCCCACACUCUUUCCCCAUAGUCUUGCAAUUUUUUUUCUUUUUCAAGUAUUUAUCCAAUUCGCUUUGAAAAGUGACUAUUGAAUCUGCUUUCACCACUUUUUCAGGUCAUAACUUUGUCCUGUGUAAAACAACUUCUCCUCAUUUUCCCUCUGGUUUUUUUGCCAAUUAUCCUAAGUAUGUGCCCUCUGGUUACUGACCCUCAUGCAGUAAAAACAUUUUCUCCCUUUUUCGUACAUCAAAACCUCAUGUAAUUUUGAACAUCUCUAUUAAAUCUUGCCCAAUUCACCAUUU